AUGGCAGAAGGCUGCAGCCUUCCAGUUCCUGCCCGAGGAGACAUCUACACCCACGAUGGCGGGCUCAAAAUCACCAAUGCGGCAGCCAAUAUUUUCGUCGUCUAUGAUCGCCAGCACCAGGACGGCUCUCGUUCGCCUUCGAGUCUCUCCGUCGACUUUGUCAUGGGCAAUGUCUAUCUUAUCGAUUCUACCUAUUUUACUCCUUUCAAGUGGGGCAAUACCCGUCUCUUCGGCAACUUGAUCAAGGGUCUUGGCCUUGAUAUCGAAGGCUGCCGUCGGGGCGAUACGUACGUCAAGACGGUCUACGACGAUGUUGUAUGCGUUGUAGGCAACGAGCGUGGCGCUGCCUGCUCGAUUGGAGCAGUCGCGGGCAAUCUCGUGACCGUCUUGGACUUGUCUCAGGUUCUCGGCCAUCCGAAGCCGCAGAACGUAACCAUCUCCUACAUUCAUGGUCUGAAACUUUACGAAUCUUACCUUGCCUACGGUGGUGGCCUCCAUAGGGCCUAUUCCACAUGGGCCUCGAUGACGUUCUCCGCAACCUCAAGAACCUCGCCCAUCCAAUUAUCGGAAUCCCGUGUCAUCGACAGUGGGCGACUCUCGAGCAGUGCUGACAAUUCGGCCAUGGCCGAACAGCAUUUGACGUCGGACCAGCAUAAUCAGACCCAUCCCCCUGACCGGCUCAACGAUGUCACCACCAGUCAAGGGGAGACUUCGCAGGAGAUUAAAAACGCAAAAAGACAGAUCGAUGCUAUUGCCCAGGUCAUCGAUUUGCGAAAGUCUGUUCUACAUUUACUAGACAAGGACUUUGAUCUCGCUGACCAUUCCAACAGUCGCCACUUCUCCGCUGGCACGCCAAUCAGCUGUGCCAACUGUAAAAGAACAGGACACGAAGUCCAAGACUGCAUUGGUCCGGUAGACGCCGAUGGAUUCAUCGCCGCCUGCUCACUUUGCAACAAAAAUGACCAUAUCUAUGAUCAGUGUUGUCUAAGAAUGAACCUCAAGGCCUCGCAGAAGAACGCAAUGAACUUCGAAUACUUGGUCUUGAGGCGACAGAACAAGGCCCCCAUCAAAUCCAACAUUUGUUGGAUUGUCGCCUGGGCUAGGUGCGAAUGUCCGCGGAUCAUCUUGCCACAUACCAGAGCGUUCGCUCUUGAGUUGUCCAACUGCAAGACUGCCACGGCUCCCUAUCCAGAUUGGAGAACUUAUAGCUACCCUGCAUCUGCAGAUGAAGUCAGGGCGGAACGCGGCUUGUUGCUUCGCGACCCAGCCACUGUCUACGAAGGCGGAGAAGGGUGCUAUCUCAGCCCGGGAUCCCAAUGCUCCCGAUUCAUUUCUGACUUUUGUGCAGUCAAAAAGAGAAUGGAGCAACUGGGUGUCAAGUUUCACCCAGAGCUUAGUAAAGACGCCAAUAAUAAGCCCAAGAAGAGGAAGAAAAAGAAAAUUGCCAAUAACAAGACGGACGAGAACCCUUUUGCCACCGGUGCCAACUGCACCGUUCUUCAACGCCCUCUUCCACCGGCGCCGCCUGCGCGCAGCGUGGCUUCAGUUAAGAUCAAACAAGAGCAUGAGGACUGA
Molecule: messenger RNA, 1575 nt
Organism: Colletotrichum graminicola M1.001
Lineage: Eukaryota; Fungi; Ascomycota; Sordariomycetes; Glomerellales; Glomerellaceae
Exons: 1
Coding region: 1-1575 (524 amino acids)
Molecular function (GO): zinc ion binding; nucleic acid binding
Source: RefSeq, a predicted model, not a curated record